This is a messenger RNA of Nerophis ophidion (straightnose pipefish), 2420 nucleotides long. RefSeq names its product FA complementation group G (gene fancg). Gene Ontology annotation, cellular component: Fanconi anaemia nuclear complex. Gene Ontology annotation, biological process: interstrand cross-link repair. The coding region runs from base 98 to 1918 and encodes 606 amino acids. The transcript is spliced from 14 exons. Gene Ontology annotation, molecular function: protein binding. NCBI's taxonomy places the organism in Eukaryota, Metazoa, Chordata, Actinopteri, Syngnathiformes, Syngnathidae. The record is from RefSeq and is a predicted model, not a curated record.
GGGGGCAGAGGCUACUACAUGGAUUUACCAAUGUUUACUUCCGGAUCAGCACUUCCGGUGGUUUGACAAACGAGGGAAAGUUAAAAAAGUGAUACUAAUGUCCACGAAACGACAACAAUUACCUUCUGAAUUAUCAGACACUUGGAUAAAAGAGAACAACGAACUCGUAAACAAAUGGCAGUUACAAAACAGAGACCAGCACCACACCAGAUUGUUGCUGUCAGACUUUUGCAAACUCAUAAGAAAAAUACAAGGUCUUUUUCCUCUUGAAGAUCACUGUCAGUUGGAGUUGAGUAUAGUGUACAAUGUUUGCCUGCUGUCCAUUGUGCUCUCUGAGGUGUCAGAGGCUCAGACGCUCCUCACACAAACUAUGGACAGAGUUCUCAAGCUGACAGGAUCAGACCCGGUGGAUUUUCAUUCACCUGUGUUUUGGCGUACAGUUCUCCAGUUAGUGGAAAGCAGUGAAACGGUGAAAUCUUGUAUACAGAAGCUUCUCUGUGUACAGUGGGCAGUCUGGUUGGCCAACAGUUCUCUUCAAACAAUAGAAGGGCAUCAAGAGGAGUUUUCUUCUCUGUCUACUGGAGUUGGUCAAGACAUGCCAAGCAAUUUGAGGCAAACAAAUUCAAAUAUUCCACUGUUGGUGAUGGAACCAAGACGUUUACUUGAAUUAUUGCAAAUUUGCACUUUGAUCACAAAAGGUGCAGAAAAGCUGAAUGAGGGUCAAAGCGCAAUGGCAAUAACUGAUCUGCAGGCUGCUUCCUUGCUGCCCGCUCCUAGAAUUCUUGUGGCAUACACACACCUCCUGUCUGGGUCCUGUCUAGCCCGCUCAGGUCGCCCUCAGAUGGCACUACAGUGCUACAGGACAGCGCUGGAGACAGACUCCCUAUGUGUUUGUGCUCUAUACCAGAGUGUGCUCCUCUUCAGACGCCUGGGCAACGCAGAAGCAGAGAUUCAAGCCCUUCGUUUGCUGCACUCGACACUUAUGUUGCCCGACACGCCAGUUAUGAGUUGUGAUCAUGUCGUCUCCCCGUCCAUACUACUACGGAGCCAAACGCUGAGCAGCCUGCUCUCUGUCCCCUCUGCCUUUUGUGUUCUUCACAGUUUGGCCCAGAAGUGUGUCCUGCAGUCAAAAGUGUCAGAAGGUGUAGAACAUUAUCUGGACCUGUUGGCAGCUCUUCACUCAGAACAGCACGGAGUCUGUCCUGAGGAAUCUCAUCUUCCCAGGCUACCUGAACUUUACCUGGAGGCCGGCGCCACCAUGCUCAUGGCCCAGCGGCCCUUGGAUUGCCUGACGUUGUGUGACGAAGUCAUUACCACAACGCUGGAUCUUCUUCCCGAGAAGGUUGUGCUGGAGGACGGGGAAGCUGCAGAUGUGUGCACUGGCGGAGAUGACAAGGUGGCUAUGCUACUUUGGACGGGCGCGGCUUACCUCCUUCAGGGUCAUAGUCACUGUCACCAGCAGGACUGGAAACAAGCUGUAAUUCACUACACAAGAUGUAUCAACCUGCUGGUGAAGGUACACUUCAGAGAGAAAGGUGGCCAACCUCAAGUUCCCAGUGCAGACAUGGUGAAUGAACAAAGAACAGAUCUUGAAGUCCUCCAGAGGUUGAAAGGAAUCUCGCUAGCUUGGAGGGGCAUUAGCUUCAUGCAGUCAGAUGAACCCAGAAACGCACUGAGAGACCUCCAGCUCGGCCUACAGGCUUUCCCAGAGUGUGUGGGUGCAGGGCUCUGGUGUGGGGAGGUGCUGUGGAAGCUGGGCAGGAGAAAAGAGGCCACUUCCUGUUGGGAGAAGACAUGGAGCAUCACCAGACACACACCAGCAGAUAGCAUUCCUGUAUAUUUAAGGGAACCCCAAACUGGACCCACGUUGGAUUCAGCAGCACUUCGCCUAAGAAUAUCUGAACUUGAUCUCACUUAAUGCACCUGAAGCGGAACAGGAAAAAAAACCCACCUGCAGGUGCUGGCAUCCUGCAGGUUCACUUGUCAACAGACAAGAGAAUAUUGUACCUUCUUGGAAAUUGUAUGUAAAGUUAUAAUGUAAACAUUUGUAUUUUACAAGUAAUAUUGGUGAACAUGGACCUUUUGUAAUUGUAUAACUAUAGAGAAAACAUCUGUCAUGUAUAUGAUCUUUGACUGAUUUUUGAAGUCGAUUGUAAAAACAUCACAGCUUCCUGUCACAUAGAGGAUCUCUGGCUAGCGGUUUUGCAACAGAAUCCCUAAAAUCAGCAGUGUUGUUGACAUAUGGAGCAUAUCUGAUUUGCAUAAACGCCUGCAUUUCAAUGUCUUCAUUUAUGACUUUUUAACUCUCUUCCUAACUGCCAUUUGGUGAGGUCAAAUAGUUAAGAUACUGCAGAGUCUAACAUUGACAUGGCAGUGCAUACACAAAAUAAGGGUAAUAAAGAAGUUGUGCCUUCUGAAAA